GUAUUAUUUAUUUUUUUUAUUUAUUUUCAUUUAAUUAAUAUAAUAUCACCUCAAUAGAGAUAAUUCUUUUUAUAUUUAUCAAAAUCAUUAAAAGAAAUCCCUAAAAGGUGUUGUAAUAAUAAUAAAAUGUCAGACUCAAAAUAUUUUCAAACCACCAAAAAAGGUGAAAUUCACGAAUUAAAAGAAGAAUUAUUAUCUCAAAGAGAAGAUAAAAAGAAAGAAGCUGUUAAAAAAGUUAUUGCAGCAAUGACAGUUGGUAAAGAUGUUAGUAUGCUCUUUACUCAUGUUCUCAAUUGCAUGCAAACCCACAAUUUAGAAUUAAAGAAAUUAGUCUAUCUCUACGUUAUGAAUUAUGCAAAGAACCACCCAGAUCGUGCUAUUCUUGCAGUCAACACUUUCCAAAAAGAUGCUUCUGAUCCAAAUCCAUUAAUUAGAGCUUUAGCAGUUAGAACUAUGGGUUGUAUUAGAGUUGAUAACAUUACCGAACAUCUUUGUGAACCAUUAAGACAUGCUUUAAAGGAUCAAGAUCCAUAUGUUAGAAAAACUGCAGCAGUUUGUGUUGCUAAACUCUAUGAUGUUAAUCCAGAUUUAGUUGAAAAUCAAGGAUUUUUAAAUAUUUUAAAUGAUUUAUUAGGUGAUUCAAAUCCAAUGGUUGUAGCUAAUGCAGUUGCAUCAUUAACAGAAAUUGAUGAAGUUAGUAAAAAAGAAGUAUUUAGAAUUCAUUCAAAUAAUUUAAAUAAAUUAUUAGCAGCAUUAAAUGAAUGUACAGAAUGGGGUCAAGUUUUCAUUUUAAAUUCAUUAUGCAAGUAUACACCAAAAGAUAGCCAAGAAGCUGAAAGUGUUUGUGAACGUGUUGCUCCUCGUCUUCAACAUGCCAACUCAGCAGUCGUUUUAUCUGCCGUUAAAGUUUUAAUGAAAUACAUGAACUCUAUUCAAUCAAAUGACGUCAUUCGUUUAUUAUGCAAGAAAAUGGCACCACCACUUGUCACUCUUCUUUCAAAAGAACCAGAAAUUCAAUUCCUUGGUCUUCGUAACAUCAAUUUAAUUGUUCAAAAACGUCCAGAGAUUCUUCAAUAUGAAAUGAAAGUUUUCUUCUGUAAAUAUAACGAUCCAAUCUAUGUUAAAAUGGAAAAACUCGAAAUUAUGAUCAUGUUAGCCAACGAAAAGAACAUUGAAGAGGUUCUUUUAGAAUUUAAAGAAUAUGCCACCGAGGUCGAUGUUGAAUUUGUCAGAAAAGCUGUUCGUGCCAUUGGUCGUUGUGCAAUUAAAAUCGAUCGUGCCUCUGAACGUUGUAUUCAAGUUUUACUCGAUCUUAUCCAAACUAAAGUUAAUUAUGUAGUUCAAGAAGCUAUCAUUGUCAUCAAAGAUAUCUUUAGAAAAUACCCAAACAAAUACGAAGGUAUCAUUGCUACUCUUUGUGCUAAUCUCGAAUCACUUGACGAACCAGAAGCCAAGGCUUCAAUGAUUUGGAUUAUUGGUGAAUACGCCGAACGUAUUGACAAUGCUCACGACCUCUUAAACUCUUUCUUAGAAGGUUUUAAAGAUGAAAACAGUCAAGUUCAACUCCAACUUUUAACUGCCAUCGUUAAACUUUUCCUUAAACGUCCAAAAGAUGCCCAACAAAUGGUUCAAACUGUUUUAAAUCUUUCAACUCAAGAAUCUGAUAAUCCAGAUCUUCGUGAUCGUGGUUUUGUUUAUUGGAGACUUUUAUCAACCGAUUUUGAAGCUGCCAAAGCUGUUGUUCUCUCAGAAAAACCACUCAUCACAGAUACUACUAGCCAUUUAGAUGAAUCAUUAUUAAAUGAAUUAAUCUUAAACAUUUCAACUCUUGCCUCUGUUUACCAUAAACCACCAGAAACAUUUGUUACCAAAUUAAAGGGUGUCAAACCCUAUCAACAACAACAAGGUGGCCAACAACAAGGUGGUCAACAACAACAACAACAAAGAUCAGGUAACCUUAUUGAUCUUGAUCUUUCAGAUCUUGGUGGUGCUUUACCAUCCUAUGGUCAAAAUAGUAAUGGUUAUGGUUCGCCACAACAACAAUUUAAUGGUAAUCCAAAUGAUUUAUCAUUCCUUGGAGGUGGUAAUCAAGGUCAAGCACAAUCACCAAUUAAUAAAGUUGUUGUAUUUGGUGGUGAUAGAUCACAAUCAAUUCAAAUUAGUGGUGCCUUCACUAGAUACAAUGGUAGAAUUAAUUUAGAAUUAAAUCUUUUCAACACCUCCCCAAAUGUUAUGUCCAAAUUCAAGAUUCAAUUCUAUCAAAAUUGUUUUGGAAUUUCACCAGCCGAAGCUAUUCUUACCUGUGGUGCUAUUGAAGGUGGUCAAAAUACUGAUGUAUCAAUCCCAAUUUCCUGCAACGGCCAACUCUUUAGUCCAUUUAACCCAGUUAUUGAUAUGGCUAUGAUGGUAUUACCUUCACAAGAAAAAUUCCUCUUCAAGAUGAACUUCCCAUUCCAUUGCUUAUUAACCGAAACUGGUCGUUUAGAUCGUGAAAAUUAUCUUUCCAUGUGGAAAUCUAUUCCCGAAUCAAAUGAACGUUCAGUAGAAAUUCAAGUUCGUCUCCCACAUGUCGAUGUUGAAUCAAUUCUUCGUCGUCUCAACUCUAAAAAUAUUUUCGAAAUCGUCAGAAAGAAAGCUCCAAACCAAGAAAUCUCUUUCCUCUCUUGUAAAACCGAAAAUUCAGUCUAUAUUUUAAUCGAGUUAGCAUUUAACAGUGCUCCAAAUCAAAGAACUACUUGCAGAUGUUCAUCUAAAACAACCUCUCCAGAUAUUAUUCAAUUAUUUGAACAUAAUUUAGAUUUAUUAAUUAAUAAUCAAAUUUAAAUAAAUACAAUAGUAAUAGUUAAUUUUAUAUAUUUUUAAUUUUUUUU
Dictyostelium purpureum is the source of this 2870-nucleotide messenger RNA. RefSeq lists its product as uncharacterized. The coding region runs from base 127 to 2823 and encodes 898 amino acids. The transcript has 4 exons. The record is from RefSeq and is a predicted model, not a curated record. Gene Ontology annotation, biological process: vesicle-mediated transport; intracellular protein transport. NCBI's taxonomy places the organism in Eukaryota, Evosea, Eumycetozoa, Dictyosteliales, Dictyosteliaceae. Gene Ontology annotation, cellular component: clathrin adaptor complex; membrane coat.